AUGGCGACCUCAAUGGCCAAUUCAGCUACUCAUCAGAUCAACCUGGCAUCCUUGCCAUCGGUGCCACGAAUAAGACCUCCUCGGCUGCUCAAGGGAGAUCCUCAUCCUAAUAAUACCCCACAGCCAGCUGGGCAGCCCCCAAGGGAUCGGCUUUGGGUGCAAGGGAAAUGGCGACAUCCCACCUCGAACGCAACAAAGCACAAACGCGACGUUCAAGUCCGUCAAGUCACCAAAGCGCUUCGUCAUAGAACGCAUGGACUAGAUAUAUAUGCCUACCGACACGUGCGGACGAAUCAGGUUGUCUAUAGCUUGUCGAGGUCGUUGCAGAAUUCCCAAGUCCUCAAGCAAAUGCUGUUCCACGGCAAGAAAACUGUACCGGCCGCCGUCCGUCGAGACAUGUGGACUCCAUACUUUUCGGUGCAUUUUCCUGAGAACUUGGCCGGGUCUUAUGUUGGGCUCUCCGCAUUCAAGAGACUGCGUGAGCUGUCAACGCAAAGACAAUUGUCACCAACGAAAUCCAUGCUUACUGCCACUCAAGACGACGUCGAUAUUGCCAAGUCUAAACUGGGUGGUCCUCUGCAAGUUCAAAGGCUGGAGCAGUCAGACAAGUGGCAAGACAAAGAGAAGCUCAGCCUGAAGUUACCAAAAGAGGGAGAGCUACUGCCGAAAAAGCUACGGGCAAGACGAAUGAUGGACCAGAAGGCGACGAGUGUCGCCGACAUCGCAUUUGUCCUUGAUUGGAUUAGCUCGGGGCCUGGGCCUGUGGAAAAGAUGAUUGCCAUUGAGACCGAUCGAGUCGUACGCCACAAGGAUAGGACGAGAAAGGCCCGUGCUAGGGUCAAUGCUGCGGCAAGAGCGCAUAGCCAGAAGGAAGCGGAAAUAGAGGAGCGUGCCAAGCUGGUGUCCCACAGCAAGGGUGACGAUGACCGAACCAACGCAAGGCUGACUCCGGUACAACUAGAGAGGUUGAGUAUGGAGCAUCAGACCAUCAUGAACUCGUCCGAUGGUGUUCUUCAGGAAGGCCACAAAGAAAAAUUGAUAUCUGCUGCAGAGGAGCAAUGGAGGGCACUAAAUCCCAUCCAACCCCAGCUAAUUGAUCUUGAGGAGUACAAAGAGAGGAAGGCCAUCUCACAGGCGGCGGAGCAUGAAGCUCUGAAAACCUUUUACUCCGCGGAAAAUACAUCAUCCAGCGAUCCAAACGCCUCUAUAUGGACCCAUGUUAAGGAGAAGAGGGAAGCCGCUUUAGCCAAGUUCGAUGAGGACUUCAAGGAGAGGAAGAGAAGUGCCGCGCUCGCUCAAGCGGCAGUAGAGGCUACAACGGAGUAUGAAACAAUCAAGACUACGACUGGCGACCCUGCUCCCUCGAUCCAAGACUUGAUAGCCGAGAAGCAGAAGGUGGCUCUAGAGAAUCUUGAGAAGCAGGAAGCCGCUAAACAGCGGCUUAGGAAGUCAAAUUCCACCUGGUCUGAAAGCUGGAACAUCAAGAUGUACUGGGCAGACCUGAACGACGGCCUUUUCGCCAGAAGCUGGCCACAGAAUGUCAUUCACGGUCUUCUCGAACCGUAUGCCGUCAGCAAAACCAGUCCAAAUGGUGGGGAGAAGUCCAUACCCAAAAUUAACAAGAGUAUCCACGUCAUUGGGGGGGGCCUCAACGAUGGCUGGAUGCCUCACGAACUGCUGGCUGGAAACAAGUCACCGAAGCCCAAGGUUGAGUGGGAGACUGUGAAAGUGGACCUAGCAACUCGCCCAACCGAGGAAUUGGAGCAACAACCGCUUUCCAACGCCAAUGAAUACGACUCGGCGCCGAUCGAGCAGCCUUCGCCUCCAGAGUUAAGCCUCUUCGCUCGAUUGCGCCAAAGCGUCUUCGGCCGAUGA
Exophiala aquamarina CBS 119918 is the source of this 1875-nucleotide messenger RNA. RefSeq lists its product as uncharacterized. NCBI's taxonomy places the organism in Eukaryota, Fungi, Ascomycota, Eurotiomycetes, Chaetothyriales, Herpotrichiellaceae. The record is from RefSeq and is a predicted model, not a curated record. The transcript is spliced from 3 exons. Gene Ontology annotation, cellular component: mitochondrial large ribosomal subunit; nucleus. Gene Ontology annotation, biological process: positive regulation of mitochondrial DNA replication; DNA recombination. Gene Ontology annotation, molecular function: structural constituent of ribosome; single-stranded DNA binding; DNA strand exchange activity. Bases 1 to 1875 code for a protein of 624 amino acids.